Thlaspi arvense is the source of this 729-nucleotide messenger RNA. NCBI's taxonomy places the organism in Eukaryota, Viridiplantae, Streptophyta, Magnoliopsida, Brassicales, Brassicaceae. The record is from the annotation of a GenBank genome assembly.
AUGCCUCCUCCUCCUUCCAGACCCAGUCUCAACGGCGACAUCGGUCACCAGGGACCUCAUCCGGUAGCUCAGACGGUGAGGCACCAGCAGCCGUAUUACCGGGGCUACUCAUCAUCGUCGUCGGCGUCGCUGAAGGGAUGCUGCUGCUGCCUAUUCCUGCUAUUCGCGUUCCUAGCGCUGCUUGUGCUCGCGGUGGUGCUGAUCGUGAUACUGGCGGUGAAGCCGAAGAAGCCGCAGUUCGAUCUGCAGCAAGUAGCAGUGGUGUACAUGGGAAUCUCGUCGCCGAAUAAUCCCAACCCUAGCGCCAUGGAUCCAACCUCCGCCUCCCUCUCCCUCACCAUCCGCAUGCUCUUCACCGCCGGGAACCCGAACAAGGUCGGGAUCAGGUACGGAGAGUCAAGCUUCACGGUGAUGUACAAAGGCAUACCACUGGGGAGAGCGACGGUGCCUGGAUUCUACCAGGACGCGCACAGUACGAGGAACGUGGACGCCACCAUUGCCGUCGAUAGAGUCAAUCUUAUGCAAGCUAACGCCGCCGAUCUCGUCAGAGACGCUUCCUUAAACGACCUAGUGGAGCUCACCGUUCGCGGAGACGUUAGCGCUAAGAUCCGAGUCAUGAAUUUCGAUUCUCCGGGAGUUCAGGUAUCGGUGAAUUGUGGGCUGGGCAUUAGUCCCAAGAAGCAAGCUCUGAUGUACAAGCAAUGUGGCUUUGAUGGCCUCAGCGUCUAA